AUGGAAAGCGCAGAAUCAGCAAAAAUCAGAAAGAGAAUUGUUUCCAAUGUGAAUAAGGAAGGAACAUUGAUGAAGAAACUAUUGAAGCGUGCUGAGCAUAAAUUCCAAAAGAAGAUGAGAGAAGUUGUUUCCACUCUAGAGAAUUUACAAAACUUCAAACAAGUCAAAGUGGCUUCCAAGAGAAGUCCCAUUAAUUUUGAACGAGGACUGAUUGAUAUUCCACAAGACCCAACUCAAGAAUUUAUGCCAAGCAAUGUAACCAAGGAAGAAAUUCAACAGGUUAUGAAGAGUAUCGUUUCCAAGAUUGCUCCUCAUGAUAGAAUUGUAGAUUUGGGAGAUGUAUUUGGAGCUCCAACCACAAAUUUAGAUAAUCUUGUGAAAACUCAUGUUAAAACUGAUUCCAUCAACGAUAUAUUGAGCAGGCAAAUUCAAAAGAUUGUUGAAGAAGAAAACACAGCACACGAAGCAUCCAAAGAUGGUGUCAAGGAACAACAAGAAACCAAAGUCAAAUAUCCUUUCUCUUUCAAAUUGAAAAAGGUUAUGGCCAUGAUUUUUGCCUAUGUUGGCCAUUACAUUUACAUGUUCACUGAUUUAUUCACAAAUCGAGUACAAAUAUUUAUUGGAAUUUCAUGGAUGGACAAUGCCACUAUAGAAAAGAAAUAUCGUGUCAAUUUGGAUGCCAUCAUUAGAGAAGCUAUUGAUGAAUAUAUUGAACAUAAGGAAAAGGAACAAGAAAAAUCUAGCACAAAAGUUGAACUUUUGGAUGAAAUCAAAUUAACAGAAGACAAGAAGAAGGAUGAAGAAGUAUCACAGGAGCAACCAGAGCAAAUUCCACAUGUUAAUCUUGAUGAAGUGAUGCAACAAGAAUUGGAUCAAUUGAAAGUUCAUCCUGACAUGAAAAAGAAACCGUUCAAUUGGGUUCCAAUCGCUCUCAAAAUUCGACAACUCUUGAUUGUUCUUACCAAGCUCUUUUUCAACAACACCGAUGUCAUUUGCUUCUUUGCCAUGUUGGUGAAUGUUCUCUAUGCUCCAACCUAUUUUAAUUUGAUAUUCACUUUUUGCGCAUUUACUUACGCAGCUAUGCAAUAUCCAUAUCCACACCGAUAUUAUUAUGAAGCCAUGUUGAUUUGGGCUCAAUUUUUGAUUGCCGUACAAUAUAUUCUGUAUCUUAUCCAAGCUGCCUUACCAGAUUCCAUGAAAACCAAUGAUACAGAUCCAGCUGUGUUUUUAUUGGGAUGGCAACCAAGUACAGCUCUGUUGUCCGAUAUUGUCAUGUACUUGUUGAUCAUGUUGGCCAUUUUCUUCCAUCGUGAAGUGAGUAGAAAUCGUGGUGAAUGGAAAACCAGUUCUCGAAAGAAGAAGAAAUCCAAAGAAGCCAAUGUCACAGAUCAAACAACCUCAACCACAGGCCAAUCAACUGCCACAUCGAGCCAACAACCAGCUAGUACGACUGACAAAGUGGAACAAAAUGUUGCUGGUAGCACAACGGCAGAGCUUGCUUCUUCUGAACAAAAACUUUCUGUUGAACAACCUACUACCACUAGGGCAAGAUCUGAUACUGCAACGUCGAUUGAGCUUGUAUCUGAAAGACUACAGUCUGACACGGACACAAACAAAGAGCCUAAAAAGAAGAGUAAGACUGUUAAAUUCAUUGAUGUGGAAGAAGAAGAUGCAAAGAAGGAAGAGGCUAAGAAGGAACACUUUGUGAAGAGAGCCUUUAAGAAGCUUGUUAGAAAUGUCAAAGCUGUUGUGAAUGACCAAUUCAAACUCGGUAUUGAUUAUUAUGUAGUCACAGUUGCGGUAGAGAUCAUUGCAUUCGUUUUCUUCUUCUUCAGUUAUUCAAGUAUGAGUGGUAGAGCCGCCGAUGAGACAUUGGGCGCUAUCAAAUCCAACGAGUUAUCAGGGGCAUUUGUUAUUAUUUUGUUCCUUUUCUUUAUUGAGAUUUGUAUCGAGAGAGUGUUAUAUCUUUUUGCAAGUGUUACUGCCAAGCUAAUUUUCCACACACUACUUGUGGUCAUUUAUCACAUUGCCUACAUUGUGUCGUAUAUCAUCAUUUACAGAAAUCAGAAUGCUACUGGAAUUGUAUUGCUCAAGAUUCUAUUCUUCAUCAAGUGUGUGUAUUUAUUCUUGGCUGCCCUUCAAAUUCGAACAGGAUAUCCAAAACGAAGAUAUACUCAAUUCUUUACAAGAUCAUAUUUCUGGAUUGCUCAGUACAUUUAUCUUGGUUACAGAGCAAUUCCAUUUGUUUUUGAAUUGAAGACACUCUUAGAUUGGACUUUUAUUGACACUACUCUUAACUUUUAUGAAUAUCUUAAAUUUGAAGAUAUUUAUAGUGCUUUAUAUAAGAGAAAAUGUGACUUGGAGUACAAAAUUUUGCAAGCUAGAGGAUUCGGAAAUCGAAUUUUCCUCACUACCAAAGCUACCAGUGGAUUUUUACUCUUUGUCAUCUUCUCCAUGAUUAUCUUCUUCCCAUUACUAUUCUACUCUACAGCAAACCCAGCGCUCAGCUACAACACGGUGAACACUGUUGAAGUCAGCAUUGGAUUAGAAGGAUUCGAGCCACUCUAUGAAAAUCGUUACUAUAGACUGAAUCCAGACGAUUCCCUAGAAAGUUUUGUUGAUUUCUUUAAUGGAAAUGGUUUACGAUUAUUUGCUGAUUAUGAUCCGAGCUUCCAAAUUCAAAACUUUACACUCGCUUCAUAUUCUGAACGCUACUGGUUAAUUUCAACACCAAGUAGAAGCAGUCUUGUGGAUGCUCUAUUGAAUGACACUCUUUCUCUCAAUUUAACAAUGCAUUUGAAUAUUAACAGAGCAGGUCCAUCCACACAAUUGAGCUUGGAGAGUCGACAAGCUGUUAUUUUGAGCAAGGACAAACGUUUACAACUUGCUAAAUUAAUCAAUUACAAUGUGUCCUCCAUGAAUUUCAAUGAUGGUAUUACUGAGAGUAUUUCAAUUCCAUUCACUUACAAUCCCUAUGUCAUGAACAAAUACUCUGCAUUGGCGUAUGCCACAGUUGAAGAAGAGAGAUACCUUCCAAAUUGUACUUUAACAGUCACUAACAAGUACAUUACUCCAGAAAAUGUCACAGCCAACAACCCACCUGGAUUUGUUUCAUGGUUCAUGACGUGUUCACAACCAACCAAAUUCUAUCCUCCAAGAAAGUCCGGAAAUGUAAAUGCUGUGAGAGGAGGACCAUUCUUCUUUAUUCAAAGUACAAAUAUUGUAGCAGCUAAUUCUAUUAUUUCUGCCAUUAGUAGUUUUGGUAUUAUUACCUUCUAUACAUCCUUUGUGUUGGCCGUUGCUCAAUUCAUUCGUCUCUAUAGCAGUGGUUUAGUAGGACGAGUGAUUUAUGAAGAUUUAGAUAAUGUGGAUUUGUUACUCAAUUAUUGUCAAGAUAUUUACAAGGCAAGAGAAGAUAAAGAUUUGGGAAUGGAAGAGGCCAUGUAUUUGAAUUUGUUGAGAAUCUUUAGAUCGACUGAAUUGUUACAAGUCUGGACAAGAGAUGCCAAGAAGAAUUGGUUAUAA
This is a messenger RNA of Naegleria lovaniensis, 3525 nucleotides long. RefSeq lists its product as uncharacterized. The coding region runs from base 1 to 3525 and encodes 1174 amino acids. The record is from RefSeq and is a predicted model, not a curated record. Gene Ontology annotation, molecular function: monoatomic cation channel activity; mechanosensitive monoatomic ion channel activity. Lineage: Eukaryota; Heterolobosea; Eutetramitea; Acrasida; Naegleriidae. The transcript has a single exon. Gene Ontology annotation, biological process: detection of mechanical stimulus; regulation of membrane potential; cellular response to mechanical stimulus. Gene Ontology annotation, cellular component: membrane.